Molecule: messenger RNA, 1983 nt
Organism: Aspergillus puulaauensis
Lineage: Eukaryota; Fungi; Ascomycota; Eurotiomycetes; Eurotiales; Aspergillaceae
Exons: 4
Coding region: 1-1983 (660 amino acids)
Biological process (GO): regulation of transcription by RNA polymerase II; DNA-templated transcription
Cellular component (GO): chromatin
Molecular function (GO): zinc ion binding; RNA polymerase II cis-regulatory region sequence-specific DNA binding; DNA-binding transcription factor activity, RNA polymerase II-specific
Source: RefSeq, a predicted model, not a curated record
AUGCUUGCGACACCGGACGACUUUCAGAUGCCUUUGGAUUGUGCCCGCAAUGACGUGGUUGCUGAGCCAGACCCUGACCUAGAUGACUGGCAUUCCAUAAGCAACGACUUACCGAUAUUAGAUGAAUUACUGACCGUCUGGCAACAACCCAAUUGGGACACUCAAGGCCUUUUUGACUUGGCGUCCCACGAACCAUCUACUUCCCUCAACCUGUUCAGUCAGAGUCCUAAAAAUCAAAUGCAGCCCUAUAUUGACAAUACCACCGUAUCGACAUUGGCUCGCAAUCCCGCAAGCACUUUCCCUUUCCUUACCAGGUUUUUACAGUACGGAGGACUGUUGGACUCGUUCGAAUGUGGCAGUCUUUUUGAGAGACAGCAAAUUAUAAGUCCGCAGCUUCGGCGCAGAUGUACGAGAGGGACAUGCUCCGAUGAUAAUGAUCCAGCUAUAAAUAUCCAGGAUCUUCCAUCGGAAAUUGGCCCCGUUGAUGUCGCGAGCCCCUCGUUCUCAGAAGCGCUGUUUACUAGAACAGAGUGCCGGCCACAUCUUCAAUAUACCCAAAUGCUGUUUACGGAUGCAAGUACACCUGAUGACCUUAUCAAUUUAACGCCUAACUUCAUGAUGGACGACCAAUCUCAUUCUACUACUACUAGCUCCAGUGGGAUACACGAAGUGUACCAAUCUACUGCGGUCAAGAUUGUACAGAUGAUCAAGGAAGUCGCCUUUUUGAAACCGAGAGGAUCCAAGAUUCCCAUUGACUGGUCACCAGUUAUUGAACAGGCAUGUCUUGAGUUCUUCUCCCCUCUAAAUCUAGAAAAGUCCUUGAUUCUUUUCUGGUCAUGCUGGUAUGCGAACUGCCCUAUCUUACACAAGCCAACCUUUAUGGCCGAGACCAGGUCCCCUGCCUUGGUUGCUUCGCUGGCCCUUAUCGGCGCAUGUGUAUCGCCUGAUCCCGCCGACCGCAUACGUGCAAGUGUAUGGUUCGACAAUGUGGAGGAAGUAGUGUUCAGUGACGAAUUCCUUCAAGAUGAAUCUAUCGAAUUUUCCCACGAUUCCGUCUACGACGAUCCCAAAAUCUGGGGAAGGCUGGACGCUCUUCAGGCAGCAUUUCAUAUCUGUGUAUUGCAAAACUGGGAGGGUUCCAUGGAGAGCAAACGGCGCAUCCGACGAUAUCGAUAUACGACGGUGGUGGCUAUUGCGAGAGAACUUGGUCUGGAAAAGACCACUCUCGAGGAUCUUCAGCUAAAGGAUUUCUCUCAGUUCAAAUGGACAGACUUUAUCUUACUUGAAACAUUCAUUCGAACGGCAACAUACAUUUUCCUUGUCGACUCUUACUUCGUUGUUUUCCACCAUUCACCGCCACGAAUCAUGCUGGCCGAGCUUCAAAUGGAUUUAACCUGUUCUGAAGCCUGCUUUGAAGCGGAGACUGCGGAGGGUUGUUUUGCCCUUCUCUGCAGCUGGGCUAGAUCUAGCCAAAGUCAGCCGAGGCUUAGCAUACCAAGGGCAGUGGAAUUGCUGUGUGGGACCCCCGACCAGAGUUUAGACGUGUUUCAAAGCCUCAGCAUUCUGAAUAUGUUUACAAUCGUGACAGCGUUACACACCCUAGUUUUUAAUUGCCAGACAUCGUUGACUUGCAGCGAGUCUACCAUCACUUCGGCCGAGCGAGGGCUCAUGCAAUGGUCAUGGGCGUGGAAUAACGGUUGCUACAUGAGCAAACUCCGUAACUUUUGCGCUGGGGAAGACAUGUGGAAGCACACAGGGUUCAUACAGCAUGGCCCGGAAUUCUGCCUACUAGCUCGUGUUGUGCUAGAGCAACUCAAGGCACAGCAGGAUAGCAAUUAUGAGUCCCAGGCUGCGUGGUCAAGCAGCAACGGGAGAAAGUCCAAUGGCGCAAAGUUUGAUAACAGUGACAUGAGCCAGGUUACUCAGCUGAUUAGGAAAUUUCAGCAUUUCUCUGUCUCGGAGCUUCAAUACCCGUGGCUUUAG